AUGGCCGCAAACCCUGCCGUGACCACGUUGCCUGGAGAAAGCCCCAUUUCCAGCGGCCACGCCAGUGAAGCCAGCGCCUCUUUUCUGGCAGAAGUAGCAACAGCUAGUUUGGCGUCAGCAGUGAAUGGGGACAAUGUAAAUUCUGUCCCUGAAACAGCGUCUUCCCCACUAGAGCCAGUAGCCAGUGGCGGUGAAGCAGCCGAGAUCCCUACAGAAGAAGCAGAAACUUCAGCGAGCGUGACCAACUCUUCGCACGCCUCUCUGGAAAACAGGACAGUUGCCACAACUCCGGCAGGAGAAGCGGUCGCCACGUUGGCCUUGUUCUACUCCAGCCCAACAGACCCUCACCCGACCCGCUUCUCACAUUCCGAGCUGGAGGUAACGGGAUCCGCUCCUGCCCCUGCGAGGGAGACGUCUGCAGGCAGCGAGGGAACGUCUGCGUCCAUCUUUGUAGUGCCUGGGGACCCAGCCUCUGUCCCCGCCAUCUCAGACUCACCGGGAGGCCCCAGCACCGUGGGUUCUGCUCCUCCAUCUUCAACUGGCGAGAGAGUUACCGUCCCCCCUGUAGCUACGGAAGGAAGAGGGGACGCAGCUGGUUCCGCGUCCGCAGCCAACGAGGAAACCACCACCUCUAAUCCCGAUGCCCAGCACGCAGAGGCGAGUCCAGCAGGUGGGGCAGAGCUGCCCCCAGGAGAAAGAGACGCUUGGGCCAAUGCUGAGACCUCCCCAUAUUCAUCCUUAGGGGAUGAGAGAGUCACAGGAAUACACACGCUGUCUGGGGAAACAACCCCAGCUGCCUUUGCUUCUCCCGGCGAAACCGCUGCUGGGCCCUCAGCUUCAGAGACUGCACGGCCAGGACCUUCAUUGCCUAGUGCCCCGGUGCCUUCCCCCUCCUCUCCUGAGAGGCCGACAGUAACUGGGCCCGCUGGGCUUGCGAAAGAAGCAGCCGUCUCUGCCGGUGACUCAGGAGUGCCCGCAGCAUUCCCAGCACUGGAGGCAGUGACCGGGCAAUCGCUAACGACGCUACGCCUGGCCACCUCUCGCACUCCCGCUGCCACGGGAUCCCACUCCCCUUCCCUCCAGUCGGAGAAGGGGAAAACACCCCCAGCACCGGGGGCAAACCCGGGUUCGGCUGGCGUGUCCCACGUGCCAGCUGCCACCACUCCAGCACCCUCCAGAGGACGGUUCCCCCUCGUGGGAACAACAGCCCUUCGGUCCGAUACCAGAGCAGGGUUUGUCCAGGAGAGACCAGCGUCUGUUUCAGCUGGGACCAGAGAGGCCACUACAAGUGGUACAAGACAGUCAGCAACAGUUGCAGCCGUGCCACUGUAUCCAUAUGGAGCAAAGGAAAGCGACAAGCAAUACGUGGAGAGAAGAGUGGAUUUUAACUCCCGUGUCUUCAAACCCGAGAUUGGGUUCCCGUUUGGGAAAACGCUGCGCGAUUCUCUAUACUUUACAGACAACGGACAAAUCAUUUUUCCAGCCUCGGACAGUGACAUGUUCCCAUCUCCAAACCCACCUCCCGGAGGAUUUACCGGCCGUGAGAAAGUUCCAGUGGUUGCUGUGUUUUGGGCUAACGCGGAUUUCUCCAAGGGCGUUGGCAGCACGUUUUACCAGGAGUUCGUUACUCUGGAUUCUGCCAAACACCCCUUUGUCCGAGAAGUGGAGACCAAGAUUCGGCGAUACCUGAAGACUUCGUACUCUGCAAAAUGGACCCUUAAGAUCACGUGGGAGAAGGCCCCGGCCUAUCCAGCAUGGCAGCCCGUCACUCGGACAAACACGUACCAGGCUGUCCUCACCACGGAUGGAAUCAAGUCCUAUGUCCUCAUCCUUUACCAAGAUGGCGGCAUGCAGUGGGAUUACACCAAGCUGGGUUUGACCAGCGUGCUGAUGGGCUACUCCAGCGGGGAUGGAUUUUACCGAAAUGACGAUCAGACCCGAAGGCCCCCAGCCGCCAAAUAUCGCCCCGACCAGUUCAGAGGCUACAACACAGAUCUGCGCGGGCUGUGGAUAUACAGUCUAGCCAGUCACGUGCGUGUGAACUACAGACUGAGGUGUCUGGCCUGGCUUAGCACGCAGCAAGAUCCCACCGGCUGGAACAAGGAUCUGCCGUCCUGCCCUUGCUCUCUGCGACACGGAGCGUUGGAUCGGCACUACCGACGGAGCAGAGGAGGUUUGGCGGACGCCCGUGUGACGAUGCUGUAUCCAGCCUCCCCAAACCAAUACGGCGCCGGGGUCCGGUGUCUCUACAACAGCCAGAACGAGCUCGUCGACGGGCGGCAGGAGAGAUCCUGGAAGGACUCGCGCCAAGCGUCCCCUGACCGCGAUGCAGAGUUAAAGUUACACGACUGGUGCUGCCGGCAGGCGGGGAGCCCCCAGCUCUGUGCUAAGUACAGUCAGAAGAGACCAAAGAUCAGCUGUGCUGGACACAGGCUGCCAAACCAAACAACGUCCUCAGAAGAGGCAGCGAGCGACUCCGAGGAGGGAAGAGAUUGAGAAUCCAUCUGCUCCAGGCCUUUGCUAUUCUCCACGGCCAGCCUCACUCCUCUAACGCUUUGCUAAGUGGGACCAG
This is a messenger RNA of Mauremys reevesii (Reeves's turtle), 2572 nucleotides long. It is a transcript of the gene MUC4, whose product is annotated as mucin 4, cell surface associated. The transcript has 13 exons. Gene Ontology annotation, biological process: cell-matrix adhesion. Bases 1 to 2496 code for a protein of 831 amino acids. NCBI's taxonomy places the organism in Eukaryota, Metazoa, Chordata, Testudines, Geoemydidae. The record is from RefSeq and is a predicted model, not a curated record.